CACAACACCAUAAGUGUCUAGAUUUCUUAGGGGCCAAACCACUUCCGGGUUGGUCUAAUGGUGUACUGUGCAUGAGAAUGUGAAUUGGAUUGUAUAUUAUGAUGAGUGCAGUUUCAAUUACGGAUAUUAAUUAAAACUCGACGUGUAGACGCACGAGUGCCGGUAGCAUCCGAGCGGACACGUUUGCUCGAGAGUUUGUCUUUGGAAGUUGCGCGUCUAAUUGCGUCCGUUCUCAAGUCUAAAAAUACCCGCCCACCAGUAGUUCGCAUCCUCGAGCUAUUCUCGGUGUACGCAAUAUACACGUAAUCGAAUUAGAAGUUGUGGUGCAGACCCGGAAGUGAGCGAGGGAUAUAAGGGAGUAGGUUGAGUGGGUGCGCUAGUUCCUUGCUCGGGCUGGCUGUGUGUUGUGUGAUGAUGUCGAUGAUGUCGAGCUCUCUCUGCUGUAUUGUGACCGAGUUCUGGUCCGAGUGCGACGUGAUUCAGUGCUUCGUGUCGAAGCAUGCGACCGGGCACGAGCUGCUCAACAAGGUGUGUGAUGUGUUGGGUCUUGUCGAGCGCGACUACUUCGGUCUCAGCUACACAGGGCCGGACGGACGCGUUUGGCUCAACCUCCGCAACUCCAUCCGAUUACAAGUGGGAGAGCAUGCACGCGAGCCGUACACGUUCGAGCUGAGAGUGAAGUUCUUUGUCAAUCCAUCACAGCUGCUGCAGGACAGAACCAGGUCUCGAUUCUAUCACGAUCUGAAGCGCCACUUGAGAACUGGAAAGUUUCGAUUCUCGGACAGCAACAGCUUGGCGCGCCUCGUCGCUCUCGCAUCACAUACAGACUUUGGGUUUGGUUCGAAUCCGAAUCGAGGAGCAACCCAUCGGUGCUACUGUAUGGAGGGAGAGUGGAGCGAGUCGUUGGAGACUGCCGUUACUCUGCAGCGAAUUCGGAUUAGUCAGUAUACUCGACAGGAGGCGAUCAACGAGUUCCUCAAGAUCAUUGCUGAUCAUCCAGCUUAUGGAGUCGAGACACACACACUCGAUGCGAACAAGAACAACGAGAGAAUCGCGAUCGAGUUGGGAAUGAGAGACUUAUACUUUGUCAAUAGGAAAGGACAGACAGAGCGUGGAUUUCCACUAAAAGAAGUCACUUUUGCAACAGCAAACGGCAAGCAAAUAAACGUGGCAUAUCAGGUUGAAGAUGGCAAGCUGAGGAAGGAGUCGUUCUACUUGCGAUCGAACGAGUCGGCAGCGAAUUUGGAACGAGCGAUCACCGAGCGUCACAUCUUUUAUCAUCGCUUGAAGGUUAACUUCACUGAGACCCCUCGAUUUGCGAGUUGUGUGGACACCAUUGGAAGCAAGUUGUACUCCCAGUGGAAGAGCCAUCGACGAAUCUACAAGUACGACGUCACUCGUACGUCCAGAGAAGCGUUCUUCGUCUACUGGGACAAACUCUACCAACAACGACAAUACAGUGUAACACAAUUCAACGACUUCGACGAUAUCUAUAUCUCCGAGGAACACUUGGCUCUCAAUAGAAACACGUCACCGCUUACUUCUCACUCUCACACACACAGAGAGAGAAGCAACAGCAUGGAGACAAACUCGAUGAACCUUGGAAGCUCAACCGAUCUCACAAGCUCAUCGGAAAGCAUCGAUCAACCCGUUUCGAUGUCCAGAUCCAACUUGGAGUGUAAGGUCUGCAUGGCGAGGAUGCUAGACACCGUGUUCUGUCCGUGUGGCCACGCUGUAUGCUGCAGAUCGUGUGCACUGCGAUGCAAAUCGUGUCCAAUAUGCAGAGCACACGUUCACCUACUGCAGCAGCUCUAUCUGCCUAUCAUGUAGGCUCGAUGACAGACUCACAUCGAACUAAAUACUAACUAAUCACCUAAUCACGGAGUCUAGAUUUCUAGCAUAAGUAGCCAUUUCUACUAAUAUUAUUUGAAUACCAAAUACAUGAGAACACAGAG
Messenger RNA from Corticium candelabrum, 1955 nucleotides. RefSeq names its product E3 ubiquitin-protein ligase MYLIP-like. Bases 412 to 1830 code for a protein of 472 amino acids. The transcript has 4 exons. Lineage: Eukaryota; Metazoa; Porifera; Homoscleromorpha; Homosclerophorida; Plakinidae. The record is from RefSeq and is a predicted model, not a curated record. Gene Ontology annotation, molecular function: ubiquitin-protein transferase activity. Gene Ontology annotation, cellular component: cytoskeleton. Gene Ontology annotation, biological process: ubiquitin-dependent protein catabolic process.